CUUUUUGAUUGAUUUGAUAUUUGUGAUUACUACUCUGCUUCAUCGUCGCUUACUCUACAGACAUUUGAUAUCUGUAAAUUUAACUAGUAAUGGAAGAAAGUGGUAUAGUUGGAGGAGCCGAGGCAGUGAUAAACCUCAAAGCUGGAUCUUCGCUUCCUAUUUCGUACCACCCUUCUUUUGGGCCUCACGAUGAUCUACUCCUUCUUGAAGCCGAUGACAAACUCGUCCAAGAUAUCUUCCAUCAAAGGGUCACACUGAGAGGGCUUCCUGAUGAAGAUGCUGUUCUUUGCACCAAAUCUAAGACUUUUGCUAUCAAAUUUGUUGGUAAUUCUAAUUCAAUGUUCCUGAUUCCUCCAUCGUCUAAUAACCAUCAGCUUGUUUCGGUUCUCAAAAUUGCUGCUGGUAAUAUGGAACUUGUUGAGGUAUCUCCUAGGCUUGACAAACUCAAGCAACUUUUAUUGGCUAAUCCUUUUGGUGCUGCUGAAGUAGACGCCAUGAUGGAUGUUGAUGAUGAUGGCUUAGACCAUAAUAAUGGGAACAGGGGUUCAGAGUUGUAUUCCUGGAGCGAUUUGGUUAACACGGUUCAAGCCAGUGAUGAGGAGUUGAGUAUUGGUUUGCAGAGUCUCUCUGCUGUUGAGAUUGAUGGUUACUGGAGGGUUAUAGAUGAGAAUUACCUAGACAUGAUUUUGAGAAUGUUGCUUCAUAACUGUGUAUUGAAAGAUUGGUCCUUUGAUGAUCUCGAUGAAGAUGAAGUUGUGAAUUCGCUAGUGGCUGAUGAGUUUCCUAGCAAGCUAGCGAGUCACUGCUUGCGCGUGUUUGGCUCUAGAGUUAAUGGAACUGAGAGGUGGAAGUUGGAACCGAGGCUUGUGUGUUUGCAUUUUGCUAGACAGAUUCUGAGGGAAGAAAAGAUGAAGUUGGAGAGUUUCAUGGAAGAGUGGAAGAAGAAGAUUCCAGAUGGGAUGGAAGGAAGAUUUGAGAUGCUUGAAGGAGAGGUUUUAACAGAGACAAUUGGGAUCGAGACACGGGUUUAUACAUUCAGCGUACGCUCUCUCCCGUCAACUCCAGAAGAACGGUUUGCGAUACUCUUUAAACAUAGAUCAAAAUGGGAAUGGAAAGACUUAGAGCCUUACUUAAGGGAUCUUCAUGUUCCUAGACUUUCUAUGGAAAGUUUGCUUCUGAAAUACACACGCAGAGCUCAGCCUAAAGCUGAUGCACCACCUGUCUUUAGUGCAAGAUAAGAAGAUUGUUUCUCUAUUUCUAAAACCUUUGGCUUCUUUGUUAUAAUCUGUGUUAGUUGAUGUUAUAGUUUUGUGAAAUUACAGGUUACAGAUCAUCCAAUAUUCUUAUCUACUUGUGUUUGUUAUCACCACUUACUUAUUCUGCAUAAAGGUUUGAAACUAUAGUUAUUGGCUGGACCCAGAAAUUGAAGAGACUUGGGGCCGGGGGCCGUUACUGGUUUAUAUCUUCAUUAGGCUCUGCUAGUGCUGCUAGUCUUUGUCCUAUACUCAUAAAUAUACAACUCAACGUCAAGUAAAUGGAAAACAUGUUAUUUGUUUUGUAUAGACUGUGGUUGUGUUUACUUUGUCUGAAUGUAGAAGCAGAAAAAUUGAAUA
Capsella rubella is the source of this 1613-nucleotide messenger RNA. Its product is annotated as sister chromatid cohesion protein DCC1. NCBI's taxonomy places the organism in Eukaryota, Viridiplantae, Streptophyta, Magnoliopsida, Brassicales, Brassicaceae. Gene Ontology annotation, cellular component: Ctf18 RFC-like complex; chromosome, centromeric region; chromatin. Gene Ontology annotation, biological process: mitotic sister chromatid cohesion; maintenance of mitotic sister chromatid cohesion. The transcript has 3 exons. The record is from RefSeq and is a predicted model, not a curated record. The coding region runs from base 90 to 1238 and encodes 382 amino acids.